UAGGUGUCGCCGCGUGUCGUACACAGGCCAGCCGACUCCUGUUCUCCAUUUUGUAUGUUUUCCUGAAGGUUAGCGCCUACUUCCAGACUGGGAAGCGAGAUGAGAAGAAACCAAACUUAGAUUUGACUGGCCGCAACACGAAUAGAACGUAUCCAAGGGCUAUAUUGAGAAGCUUAUGAGAGGUUUCUGUCAUCGGAUGUCUAAUGCGGCGUGAGUCAGGUUCGUAUUGAGUCAGUGUCGCGUGCCUCGGACCGCUAUCUUCAACCAAAACAAUGUUGACAGCCGACCUAUGGACAUUCGUCAACAAACUGUCAUUUCAAGGAUGGAUGAAAGUGGAGUGGAGAAGUUAAACUAUGGAAGAGAUGGCCAUUUAAGCAAACUCGUCUACUCUGAAAAUCCUGAGGAGGGAGGUCCCCUAAAAGUUGUCCCCCAUGGGGCCAUAUCCGUCACAUCUUCCACCCCUUUUGUUUCAUCCAGCCUUUUGAUGCAGCCUGGACAGGUACCAAACGGCCUCCACACUCAGCCUCUCCCAUUGGAGCACAUCUCCACUUCUCUCGCUGGGACUGUAGGCGCGGUGCAGGAUGAGCAAGAGACCAGGGCCCUGACCAAAGAACAGAGGCCUCCACAGCAGUUGCUUCAGUCACAGACAACUUUGUUUGGUUCACUGGGUGUGCAUGUGCCACUGCUAGAAGCCAGUAAGCGAGACCUAAGCCAGUCCUCCAUGGAUUCAUUGAUUGGGGGAUCAGAUCCCAAUUUAUUUCCAGUAAAAACAGAAGAUUUUUCAAUGGACAGAGCAGAUCCCAUUGAUUUUGAUCAUGCUUUUGACAACGUUGGCAGAGAAGUGGAUGUGAACCAGAAAUUAUUCAGUGAUAAUACCCUGGAUCUGCUGGAUGAUUUUGAGCUCAUUGGCUCACCUUCCAAUUUUUAUGUUGGCGACGAGGCCUUCCUGUCAACUCUAGCGGACGAGUCAUUGUUAAGCGAUCUUAAUCCAGAAAAGGACAUCAAGCCUGUUGUAAUUGAGACAAGCAAUUGUCAUGUCAUCUCUGGUAGCCAGAACGGCAGUGUUUUAUCAAGUCCAGCUCAGUCCAGUCCAACCAUAUCGUCCACUGCCACCCUGAGCCCUACACCAACCCCAACUACUCUGGUAAAGAAAGAGAAAGAUUCUGGGUUCAUACAACUCUGCACACCAGGUGUGAUAAAGCAAGAGAAGGCAUCACCAGGUCACAGUUUUUGCCAAAUAUCAGGCACAUCUCCAAUGACCAGCACCGGCACCAUCUCAAUCUGUGGAGUCAGUACUUCAGGAGGGCAAAGUUUCCACUUUGGAAUCAAUCCCAGCAGCUGCAACAAUGCCUUGAAGGACCAGAAGGCGAUGUCCACGCUGUGUCUCCCAGUCACGACAAUUGGAGGAACCUGGAACAGAGACCUGAGUACAGUGGAAAACUCAGCCAUACAUCGAGCUACUGAGACUUUCUCAAGCUCUCCUUCCUUCACCAGCAGCUAUGCCAGCUCCACUCCCAGAAAGGAAGCUGGCACCACCUCAGGAUCGACCCAGGGAAAGAGUGGGACUCAUAAAAUCUGCCUGGUGUGUUCUGACGAGGCCUCAGGAUGUCACUAUGGCGUGCUCACGUGUGGAAGUUGCAAGGUCUUCUUUAAAAGAGCGGUGGAAGGGCAGCACAACUACUUGUGCGCUGGCCGGAAUGACUGCAUCAUCGACAAGAUCAGGAGAAAGAACUGCCCAGCUUGUCGCUUCCGCAAAUGCCUGAUGGCUGGAAUGAACUUGGAAGCACGUAAAGCCAAGAAGAUGAACCGCUUAAAGGGCAUCCAGCAGAGCAACCCCCCUGAAGUUAUCCCGUCCCCGCCGGUGGACGCGCCGUCCCUCGUGCCCAAGUGCAUGCCUCAGCUCGUCCCAACCAUGCUGUCGCUCCUGAAGGCCAUCGAGCCGGACACCAUCCACGCAGGCUACGACAGCACUGUGCCCGACACGUCCACCCGCCUCAUGACUACCCUCAACAGGCUGGGCGGUCGACAGGUCAUCUCUGUCGUCAAGUGGGCCAAAGCGCUGCCAGGUUUCAGAAACCUCCACCUGGAUGACCAGAUGACCCUCCUGCAGUGCUCCUGGCUCUUCCUCAUGUCCUUCAGUCUGGGCUGGAGGUCCUACCAGCAGUGCAACGGCAACAUGCUCUGCUUUGCACCCGACCUUGUGAUCAAUGAGGAGCGUAUGAAGCUGCCCUACAUGGCCUAUCAGUGUGAGCAGAUGCUGAAGAUUUCCAGCGAGUUCGUGCGGCUGCAAGUGUCUCACGACGAGUACUUGUGCAUGAAGGUCCUGCUGCUGCUCAGCACAGUGCCAAAAGACGGGCUGAAGAGCCAGGCGGUGUUCGACGAGAUCCGGAUGUCGUAUAUCAAGGAGCUUGGCAAAGCCAUCGUGAAGCGCGAGGAGAACUCCAGCCAGAACUGGCAGCGUUUCUACCAGCUGACCAAGCUGCUGGACUCCAUGCACGAGAUGGUCGGGGGUCUUCUGAACUUCUGCUUCGACACGUUUGUGAACAAGUCCCUGAGCGUGGAGUUCCCAGAGAUGCUGGCCGAGAUCAUCAGCAACCAGUUACCAAAAUUCAAGGCCGGGAGCGUCAAAGCUCUUCUCUUUCACCAGAAAUGACUGAGACCCUGAGAAAACUCAAUGCCUUAACUCACCCUUUCCUCCACCCCCCACCCACCCCACGAGAGAGUGAAGGAAAGAUGCAGGGGGAACACGAGUAUGCAACUUAACUGUUUCCAGAGCGGAGCAGCUGCAGGAGCCGACGCUCACAAGUAGGAAUCUUUGUGUAGGAUAUAGGAAGAGCAGUUUGGAGUUGAUAGAGAAGAAUAGAGGCACCCAUUUCCUCUCAGGUUUCUUACCCUCACAUUCAGAACAUAAGCAGAAUAUAUUCAUCAGAUGUAUCUGUACAGCUAUUUUCUACAUUUUACAAGUCUGACAGUUUCUAUAGUUUCCCAGGAGGACGGUCCUCAGAGGGUAACGAAGCUAAUGGACACCUUUGUCGUGAUAGAUGUGUACGUUCGUCCUAGUUAUGAUCCAAUCCUUCUUUGGUCCUUUUAAAGAAGCUUGUUUUCCUUAGAUUGUUUACAUGCACCAUUGACUCGUCCCACAAGCCCGACCUCUUCCAGGUUUACUCACGUCUGAAAAGGGAAACGAACAUGUGCCUUUUUUUCUCAUAUCAUCCACCCAAGAUUCUGGAAACUCUCCUCACUGGGCUGAUUGUACUUUUGAGUCACAUGCAGUUGCAACUUCCCCUCUGUCGGCGCUCCUCGUCCGUGCAGAGCAUCCACUUGUUUCACGCCGCCAGGUGCAACACAAGCACUUUUUACUCUGCGCAAGGCUUUAACGCACCCCCCUUCAGCUCCGUGUGGUGUCGCCCCGCCCCCCUCGCAGUCCUGCCAGAAAUAGGAUUGAAAAGAAACCUGCGUCCGCCAAUCAGGAAGGAAAACCCUAUUUAUCAUGUUGAUAUUUGAACCAAUUAGGAGCUAAUGUUUUGUAAAAAACUCGACCGUAAAUGACGGUUCAAUGACGGAGUUGCUGCUCCAGCUUUUGAUAAUCACUGUUCAAAGUUCAGUCCAGAUUCCAGGUUUCUGAUUUACCCAUCGGUUUUACAGCCACAUUUACAGGAGGAGCACAGCCGAGGACUGGAGGCCUGACCUCAUUCAUUUACAUGCCACUCUUUUUUUCAUGUUUUCUUCAUGAAUACACACCACACCGAUACCAGGCUUGAGGACACGCACUCAUACAAUGGCCACCGAUACCACAAGGCUGAUGCCAAUUUACAGUAGCACACGGUUUUUGAAUGUCAGUUUAUGACCGUUUGGUAAAAAUGUGUUUGUGAUGCAGUUGAACUUCACCAUUCGUCCAUCUACAAGAAUAAUGUACCGAGGAAUUGUUCAAAUAACAUUAUAAAUGGAAAAAAAAAAGAAAAACUCAAAGUAACUUUAUGUGUAAUGGACAAAUUGCUUCAUCGAUUCAUAUGUUUAUUUGAAUAGUUUGAGAUGAAAUCUCAACAUGGCUCCUCCAUGAAUGAAUGAAUGAGUGAGUGGUGAACCGGCACUUCCACACACACACCGUGGGUAACUGAGGAACCUGGAAUCGACCGGCCAGGAAUGUAAACCGUCAGUGUUCAGUGUCAAAUUUGGAUUCUCCAGCUUUAGAGAUGCAGGUUUUUGCACUGCGUAAGUGUAAAAAUGAAUCAUGUUGUCCCCUAACACGAGUAAGCGCUUAGCACCAGUCACCUUUCGUGGAAGUUGAUCCUCACUCAACGUCAGUGCCAAACUGCUGUCCUGUCCGUUUCCAGUGAUGUUGGUGUUUUGAGUCCCGCCACCAGGACCCUGUCGUCGUGUAGUGUCACGUGACGUGUAAUGGAACCUGUCCGUCAUCCAGUUCUCACAACCUCAUGAAGCACAAACUAACAAGUCAGAUGUGAAUGUGAAUUUUGGUGAGUUGAGGUGGUUUCAUGUGUGAAUCUGUGUCAGAUCAGCGCUGUGGAACACGUCACUCUUAGUUUGAACACAGAGAGACUGAUGCUCUCUCCAAAGCCUGUGUUGUCUCAGCGGCUCAUUCGCUCACAUCCAAACAGGACAAAUGUCUCCUCAAAGUAUUGAACAGUGUCUGCAAAAAUUCACUUUGCCCACAGCACAGGCCUCCCCAGAUUCAUUUGCUGCCAUUUGUCAAUUCCUCCGCCCCACAGUGUCCUGCUCGCCGUCUGUGUCUCACUGUGGGCUGGUCUGACACAGAUCGUCACCUCAGGUUUUGCAACCAUCUCUCUUCUCUGACUAACAAUCGAACCUCUGUGCUGCUUUUAUCCAACUCUCGUCAUCUUGCACUUUUGGUUUUUAAUUUUGUUUCCAUGACAACCGCUCCCCGGCUCGCUGUAAACACAAAUCUCUGCUGCUGCUGAUUCUUGUCCUCAGAUGAAACACGCACACCUGAUCCUCCCGCUCCGAAAUGUAGCCGUGGUUUUACAUUUCGGAGGAGGAGUUAUGCAAUAGAAACGCCCUCAUACACAAGAUGUUUUAACUUCCUUGUUUUAUUUCUCUGAUAUAAGCUAUUUUGCAAACAGGAGAUUCACACGCUUCUCUGCAGGCCAGACUUUCAGGAAUGGAAAUGCGUCACGGUCCUCAGCGACGGUGCCGACAAAGCUAUUUUAAAGUUUGAAUACACGGUGACCAAAGCAGACAAAUUCAACUUGUCAGUCUCAACAUUUGUACAGAUAUUUCUUUGUAGACUUUUUUUUUUUUUUACUUUUAAUCCGACAACUUUGGUCAAACUGUGUAAAACUGUGAAUAGAAUAUAGAAUAGAAGUCAGUCUUUUCACAAUUGUUGUGGAAGUCAUUAACUAGCUUGGAAAAAAAAAAACAUAAAAACAAAAAUAUUUGCACUACCCAAAUAUUCUUUAAGAUCUAUUUUGUAUAAGACAUUAUGCAGGCGUGGACUUUUGAGGACGAUCAUGUUUCACUGGUUUCUUCAGUUUUCCAGCUUAGUUUCGAUCGAAAUUGUAAAUGUAAAAUCACUGUAAAGAAAACCUCGCCCUGGUCUCAGAUCUGGUUUUCUACACACUUGGUUUAGAUCUCUGUAGUGUACAACCUCCACGUUGACCGUUCCCUCCACUGAUUAAAGAUUUUGCUGAACA
Messenger RNA from Synchiropus splendidus (mandarinfish), 5669 nucleotides. RefSeq names its product nuclear receptor subfamily 3, group C, member 1 (glucocorticoid receptor) (gene nr3c1). Gene Ontology annotation, biological process: nuclear receptor-mediated glucocorticoid signaling pathway; regulation of DNA-templated transcription. Gene Ontology annotation, cellular component: nucleus. The record is from RefSeq and is a predicted model, not a curated record. NCBI's taxonomy places the organism in Eukaryota, Metazoa, Chordata, Actinopteri, Syngnathiformes, Callionymidae. The coding region runs from base 290 to 2653 and encodes 787 amino acids. The transcript is spliced from 9 exons. Gene Ontology annotation, molecular function: zinc ion binding; nuclear glucocorticoid receptor activity; steroid binding.